This is a messenger RNA of Rana temporaria (common frog), 3712 nucleotides long. RefSeq names its product WD repeat domain 97 (gene WDR97). The record is from RefSeq and is a predicted model, not a curated record. The coding region runs from base 89 to 3712 and encodes 1207 amino acids. Lineage: Eukaryota; Metazoa; Chordata; Amphibia; Anura; Ranidae. The transcript is spliced from 20 exons. Gene Ontology annotation, molecular function: protein binding.
UCCUCACCUGAGAACAGAUGACAAAUACCGAAGUGAAGGCCGUGAUUGGUGGAAAGAUCUGCGGGAGAACCUGAGAAGAGUGGUUACCAUGAUGAGGAAGGAGGAUGGGAAGCCCUUGGUGCUCACACACGGCCUUCACCCCUCACGUCACCUCACCUUCCCUACCAGACUGAAAUGUGUGAAAUACGUGGGGGGGCAGCAUUGUCUGGUGUCCCUGGACUGUGAUGGAAAUAUCUGUGUGCACCAUGAAGAUGGCCGACUCCUGAGCCAGAGACAGAUGUCAUUGCCAAUUUCUGGUCUGCUCUAUGCAGAUGGUGUCCAACUCUACGUGGCCUGGAACCGGCGGGGACUUUUAUUACUAGACAAGACUUUCACCCCAGUGUCAGAGAUCCCUGUGAAGGACGAGGUCCUCUGCUGUGUUUAUGAUCCGGGGAAGAACCUCUUGCUGAGUGGAGGUGCCGGUGGGGUCUCUAUCUGGAGGUUUAGUCACGGUGGACACAAAUUGGUUCGGGAACAGUCGCCGAGUCUCCGGGAACAGUCGCCGAGUCUCCGGGAACAGUCGCCGAGUCUCCGGGAACAGUCGCAGAGUCUCCGGGAACAGUCGAUGAGUGAGUCCAUAAAGAAUCAGGACAAGGUGGAAGUUCUUGCUCUAGAUACAGAAUCACGGAAUCCACAUACGUGUUUCGCUGCAUGUGGGACCAGCGUGUGGGAAUUCCGUCUGAUGGACGGAACUCUGGUGAGACGGAGGAAGAAUCUACAUUUCAGGAUAAUUACCAGCCUGGUAUACUCGGAGAAUCUCCAUCUGCUGAUUUCAGGAUCCAGAGACGGCUCGGUCAAGGUGUGGGGUGGAGAAGGGCAGCUCCUGGCUGUAUUUGUUGGACAUUCAGGUCCCAUCACGGCUCUGUCCCUGAGCUCCUCUACAAGGACCCUCAUCUCGGGCUCUGAAGAUAAAACGAUUCGGAUGUGGGACCUGAACACUCAGGAACAAUCUGAAGAAGUGGAGAUAUCGGGGUCUCCGAUCGGAAUAGAAACGUUCGGUGAUAACGCAGAACAUCUCCUCUGUUACAGCGGCUCUGACAUCCACAUCUGGCGGAUACAACGAUUGUAUGAAGCUCACUGCCUUCUGGGGACGAAUGUGAGGGACAUGAAGGUGGUCGGGGGGCCCUUUCCGGCCAGAGCUCUGUGUGUGGGCUCAGACGGCACGGUGACGGUCAUAUCGGCGAUUACCGGAGAUCUUCUAUCUACACUCUCACUACAGAGAGAUGAGGGAUUGCUGGGGGCAGAUUACUCCAUACACAAAGAGACGGUGUGUGUUCUCAUGAAGGAUGGACACCUCCUUAAAGCCAACGCCUUGGCCAAUCCUAUGAGAGUCCUGAGUAAGGUGAACGUUGGUGGUGACCAAUCCCGUCCUCUGUGCUUCGCCCUCUACCCAAACAUCAUGGAUGAGGAGGCGGCGGAUGCAGAGUGGAGGGGAGUGGUGAUUCGGGGGGAAGACAAAGGACCCUCCGGUCCAGACCGAGAAACGACCAACCGGAUUUUCCUGAUAAUUGGAAGUGAUGAUGGAAGUCUGAGGGUCUCUGAUUGGUAUUCCUGCAAACUCCUCUACCAGACUACAGAACACCGCCCCGGCCAGGUGACCUCCCUGACAUGUGACCCAAAGAACAACUACAUCAUAUCUGCAGGAUCGGAUCUGACAGUGAAGGUCUGGAGGUUUUUUGCGCAUGCGGAGGAAAGUCUGAGUCUUUAUAUGAGCUUCUUCUGCGCCCAACCAGUGGGGCGGAUGUGCAGCUUCAAGUCCCAACUCUUCGUGGCCUUCCAUGGAACCUCCAAUGCCUCGUACAGCCUGGUUCAGUAUUGUCUGAGGACCGAGUCUAGAAAGGACCACCCACCAAGUGAUGACCAUCAGGACCAAAUAACGGGUCUGUGCUCCUCUCCUGCACUGAAUCUGGUGGCCACGUGUGGAAGAGAUGGACGGAUCCGGGUGUGGAAUCAUCAGAACCAACUCAUCAGGACCUUGUGUCUGAACUCUACACCUGGAAGUCUGGCCUUCAUUGGAGACUCUGGAGAUCUGCUAGUGGGAAUGCGGAGCCACCUGUAUCGGAUCCGCCUCGCCAAGCUUCUGCCCAAGUCCUAUCAAGUGAAGCUAUUGUGUAUGGCGGCGUCCUCCACAGUCCCUGAUCCUUCUGUCCCUAUGAAUGACGGUCACCUGAAGUCCCAUCCUAUGAAUGACGAGAAGAGAGGUCUUCACAUAGACAGAGGUGGGACAUGGAAGAACGGGCAGCAGGAACAGGAAUACAUUGAGUUGAUCUCUAGAGACCGGGAGCUUCUCCUCAUCCGCGAAGGAAAACUAAGGCCUCACAAGAAGCUGAAGAGCAACACAAGAACCAGAAGAGAAGCCAUGGAGCAAUACCUGCAGCUUGUCUACAAGCAGAGGCCGCAGAUUAUGAUCCCUGAAGAUGAUUAUAUAGCUCUGAAUGAGUCGCCCCCAUCCAGGACAGCCGAGGAUGUGCCGGAGAGUCCUGGGGAAAGCAGUAGAGGAUUCUUUGACUCGGCCUUGGGAUUCCCUUUUCAUUCUUUGCCUAGACACCUCCAGGCUUCAUUUUUAUCCAUUGGAACCAUUCCAAAUUCUGCCCUCCUUCAGCUCUUGUGGCCGAUGGAAUAUGCGGAGCGUAGGAGUCCUCGGGAAAUCCGUCCAGAGAAAACGGCAGAAAAGCCAAUCUUUAGAAGUAUUCCAAAGGUAGAGGAAGAAAAGGAAGUGAUUGAAAAGAAGGUUGAAGAAGUGAUUGAGGAGCCCGAGGAGUCCAGUGACAUUCCAGCCAUCCUUCAGAAAAUCACAGCCAGUAUGGAAGAACAGACUGCUCCAGUAUCCCAUCUGCUUACUCCCCCAUCGACUCCAUCACCCCCAUCACUCCCGACCGAAGAGAAGAGAACCUCACUUCCUCAGAGGCCCCUGAUCUCUCGGUUGCCAAGGCCCAGACCACAGGCAACAAAGCCCUUCAGACAGACCCCUGUCCAGCUGAUUCCUCAAGAUCCUCCAAACAUGACACCGAAGGCAGCUCCACCUUCCCUAGAUCCGGAUGAAGAGGAGGAAGAACGGCCCUUGGAGACCCCAACUGUUGUCCCGGAGAUCCCCCCAUUCAUCCUCCAGUUCCAAGACACAAGCUGGUUCUCCAGGAUCUUCUCUGACAUACAGGGAGAACAUUCAGAAUUUGAGGCCCGGCUCCUGCAUGGGGCUGUUCAUAUGGAGCUCCCGAUACGGACUGAGUUGCUCCGUUCUCUGAUGAUAUUGUAUGAGCAGGGGAACCUGAGAGACCUGAAAGGCAUUUAUCAGACCCUGAUGGAGGCGGUGACCUCGAGGAGCGGCAUCAACAUGAAGGAGGUGGAAGAUUUGGACUUUGUCUGGUUCUGUCUGCAUUUCCUCAUCCAACUGUCUGGAGGUAGAAGAGAACCAAUACUGGAACUCCUAGUGACCUGUGUGCAGACACACCCAUCACACAGAGGAAGAUUUCUCAGCCUCUUCAGGGAUAUUGGUGUGGAAGACCCACAUGGCUUUAUUGGGAGGCAGGUGACGAGCUGGGACAGCUGGGAAGGGGGGGACAGAGAGACCCUGAAGAGGACAUGUGAAGACUGGCUGGACAGCUGGACCCGACGUCUCAUGGUGAGUCCGGAGAGUGAUGAGUCUGGGUCUGGGUUGUGGGACGGGGGAUGGUAA